GGCGAGAAUCCGGCAGGGGGCACCUUGCACAAAAUUCCACCAUUCGUUAGCACAUAUUGUAUGUUCAUUAAUUACUGAUAAUUAGUUAGACAGAUCUCUGACAAUCAGAAAAUUUCUAUUAAUUAUAUAUGUGUUUUGCAAAUGAAAUAGAAAACAGUUGCAAUUAAUGAGUGAAAACCUAUUGAAAAUAAAAUGCAUUAAAUUUUUAUCGGGAUUGAAAAAUUUUGGGGUUUUUUUUAGACAAAGUGGAUUUUAAUUACGAUAAUCGGAUUUAAGAUAAUAUUUUGCGUAUUACCAAGGAAAACAAAAGUGUUUCCUAUUUUCAAUUAUCUCUAUUUAUAAUGAAGAAUCUUCGUGAACUAGUAUAGCAAAUAACUCGUUCGGAGAAACUGCACGACGAUUGUGUAUUUAUAUCAUGAAAAAAGACGGGAAAAAGCGACGAUCAGACGACGAUCCCAGUGUUUCCGACACCGACAGCGGAUGUUCUAAUGAUUCUUUUAACGAGAGAAAAAGACGGAAAUUAUCCCCGUCACGAGAAAUGGACAAUUCGGACUUACAACCCGACGGAAAACCACGAACACACGCAAACGCUCGGGAACGCGACAGAACGCAAAGUGUCAAUACGGCGUUUGUCACGUUACGGACUCUGAUCCCGACGGAGCCCGCGGAUAGGAAAUUAUCUAAAAUAGAAGUGCUAAGACUUGCUACAAGCUAUAUAGCUCAUUUAAAUACUGUGUUGAUGGUCGGUGCAGACUGCCUCGAUCAGCCGUGCAUAAAACACCAGGCAAUGUUGCGGGGUGGAAUGGACUGCAUGCCUAAAGCCGUCUGCACUUUUUGUCUAAGUAAUAGCAGAACCCGUCCAUUAAAACCAGAAAGUUGUAUGUAUAAAGAUAUCCGACACGCAAUGCCAAUGCACGUGCGAAGAUGAGAGCACGUGCGAAGAUGAGAGCGUGACACUUUUGUAUCCAUCAUCAUAAGAUACACCCAUCACAAUCAACGAUGUUAUAUCACAAAAUGCACGUGUUAUAACGAGCACCUCGAAUAUCCCCAAUCAACGGCUGAAAAAAAAACAGUGCUACAUUUUUUUUCUUGAUAGUGAACGUAUACCAAGAAACACGGAAUGUAUUCCAAGUAAACCCGUGCACCUUGCGUCACGUGAUAAUAAAUAAGCACGUGUGUAUCUGUGUUUCUAAUUAGAUACCGGAAGUAAAUGAAAUAAAUGCAUUGGUGAAUGUUGUGAAUGAAUAUAAUGUCAUAAUGGACAGUUAUAGAGGCACGGAUAUAUCAGUUUGAUUUAUUAGUUUUUCGGUACCAUAUUAAAAGUGAAAUUUUACUCAUUAUCUGUAGGACGUAUGCAUUGGUCAAUCAGAACAGGCAUUUUUUCUAUGGAAAUGAAUGUGGACAGAUAAAAAAAACUACAAAAAUCUUACAUUUGGUGCAAAUGCGUAAAAACUUAAAUAACGUAUCCUCUCGUUCAUGCGUCGCGAGAUACAAUGAGAUUUCGUCUCUUCAGACUGUCUUAUAUCGCUUUUAGUGCCAUUGUCAACAUUUGCAUAAGCAAUCGUUUGGGACAAUCAGGUUUAAAUUUACGAUUUAAGGACAUGAAAUGGACAAUAAAAAAACGCAUGUUUUUACUGUGCUUUAAUGUAGUUGCCAGUUUAUAUUUUCAUGAAAUGUAAAUUGACGGGAAUAACUUACCAGUGUAUUUUGAUAAGUGAAUUAUACAACAUAUUAUCAUUUGAUGAGUAGCUAAAUGUGGUUACUAAAAGUUUUCGUCCAUGUUUUUUUUUUGAAUUCACAUUGAUCGAUAACUUUUUGAUUAACCUUUGCCACCAGUAUUUAGUAUUGCAGUAACUGUCACCAUUCACAAAAGCAUAGUUCAUGAAGGUUGAUCAGAUACUGUUGGUAUUUCGAUAAUAUGAAACUUUGAUAAAGGCUUUAACAAAGGCUGUUCAAAUUUAAAAAUUAGGACAAAUCAAGUACAAAAUUACAAUAGGUUACGGUUUAAAAGGACUCCGUUAAGGUUUUUUUGACACAAGACUAGAUUUUUUUCCUAGAUAAAUGUUCCAUUUCAUGUAGAUCUAGACAAAUAAAUUUCAUAUCAUUCUCCGUUCUCUUUUUAUAGAAUAAAUUAUUCUUAUUGAGAAAAAAUGACCUAAAAUUGAAAAACGUUACAACGCUUUUCACUCAAAUCGGGCCAGGAAUAGAAAUAAAGUACACGUUUCAAUUUAUUGUUUAGUAUAUUUCUUAAUUACUUUUUGUUUAACCUUCUCUUUUAAGUACCCCCAGCUGAUCAGACUAUGUAUGAAAUUAAAAUUUAAAAGUUAAAAGUUUCCGGCUUUUGGACCUCAGUGGAGUUCCUUUAAUAUCUCAAAUUUACAACUUGUGUACGAAAUCCAAUACAUGUACAUUUACUUAAAUAGAUACCUGUCCACUUUGUUAAAAUGGGAUGAAAUGACAUUGAUAACGUUUUGAUAUUAUAUGUUUCAGUACUUAAAUCUGUUUAUUGAUGUGUUUGUUACUGUUUAUUAUUUGAGCCGAGUCAUGACAAAACAAACAUAGUGGGUUUUGCGACCAGCAUGGAUCCAGACCAGCCUGCGCAUUCG
Molecule: messenger RNA, 2606 nt
Organism: Ruditapes philippinarum (Manila clam)
Lineage: Eukaryota; Metazoa; Mollusca; Bivalvia; Venerida; Veneridae
Product: transcription factor 15-like
Exons: 2
Coding region: 416-928 (170 amino acids)
Biological process (GO): regulation of transcription by RNA polymerase II; developmental process
Molecular function (GO): protein dimerization activity; RNA polymerase II transcription regulatory region sequence-specific DNA binding; DNA-binding transcription factor activity, RNA polymerase II-specific
Source: RefSeq, a predicted model, not a curated record